AUGAGUGAUGGUCAAACGAAUGGCGUUCAUGUUACAGAGGCGGAUGAUUAUGACAAGGUCAAAGCGUCUAAGAUUUCCAAAAAGAAAGUAAAGCCCGCAAAAUGGGAGUUCGGAAAUUAUGUUAUCGUAGCUCAGUUCAACAUAGUCAACAAGGAAUUGCGCCUUUUGAAAUAUGCAGGUGUUGGAUGGGCAAUGUCCCUGAUAAGCCUGUUAACAGGUGUAUAUUAUAAUGUUGUGGUAGCUGUGUGUCUUCGCUAUAUUUUCGAUGUUAUCACUCUUCAGUCAUCAAAAUGGACGUCGUGCGAUAAUUACUGGAAUAGCGACAGUAGAUUUCGCCUACUUAAAAUAUCGGCGUCCAUAUCUGAGGUUGGAACGUUCAACUGGGAGAUAUUUAUCGCUUUGGUGACUGGCUUGGGUUAUAACGUGCCUGUCGUUGAUCAGAGGAGUUUCUGUUAUCGGAAAGAUCUCAUUUCUAACUGCCACUUUGCCUUAUGUCAUAAUAGGGGUGGUUUCUCAGUGAUCAUGUUGAUUCGCGGUGUCACAAUGGACGGAGCUAAAACAGGAAUCGAUUAUUACUUGCUAAAACCUGACAUGAAUAAAGUGUUCCGACUGAAGACAUGGUUGGAGGCAGCGAAGCAGUUGUGCUUUAGCCUCGGCAUUGGUUUCGGUGGACUGCUUGCGCUGGCUUCGUUUAAUAAAAAGGAUCACAACUGUUUCCGGGAUGCUAUCGUUGUGACCAUUUGCGACUGUCUUAUGAGUAUUAUUGGUGGUGUAGCAGUCUUCUCGACUCUUGGAGCACUGUCAAAGUCGUCCGGGAAGCCGAUUGAUGUUCUCUUCAAAUAUGACGGGCUGACUCAGAAUUUUAUCACCACACUUACUGAUCAAUUUACCGGCUCUACAGAAAUGGAAAGGACUUGUGUCCGGCUUCUACUGGUUUCAUCUCUUCUUCAACUCGAUCGGUGGAACUGCGGUGCUCAGCCUUUGCUUUCGUGGAAGUUUUCUUCAUUGUAUUCGUCUAUGGCAUACGAAAGCUGCGACGUGACAUACGAAAGAAUAUUGGAAUCCCUAAUGGGUACAAAGGUCGAAUCUUUGGCGCUUCAGGAAUAUUUCAUAUCAACCUGCUGGACCGUUUUCGCGCCACUCAUACUUCUGACAAUCGUUGCGUUUGGGAUUGUCGCCGAUCUCAGAGGCUUAAGCGAUGAAGACAGUAAUCCACUUCUUAUCGUAUUCCUCCACUAUUUUUGA
Messenger RNA from Cooperia oncophora, 1245 nucleotides. The record is from the annotation of a GenBank genome assembly. NCBI's taxonomy places the organism in Eukaryota, Metazoa, Nematoda, Chromadorea, Rhabditida, Trichostrongylidae.